Messenger RNA from Triticum dicoccoides, 1953 nucleotides. Its product is annotated as meiotic coiled-coil protein 3-like. The record is from RefSeq and is a predicted model, not a curated record. NCBI's taxonomy places the organism in Eukaryota, Viridiplantae, Streptophyta, Magnoliopsida, Poales, Poaceae. The transcript is spliced from 10 exons. The coding region runs from base 247 to 1605 and encodes 452 amino acids.
AGAACGUGCGCGCAGGCUCGCGCAGCGACAAGCCACCGACCAUUCCGCCCUAGCCGUCCUCCCUCCCUCCCUCCUACGAAGAUCUCUUUCCAAUUAAACAAACGCUCCCCCAAAAAUCCACCUUCCCACCAGUUAACCCAUCGCCCUCCUCCAGAUCCCAACCUCCCUAAUCCGUGGCCAGCAGAAGCGGCGGCGUUUCUAGGUAGAUACAGAUAGUAAUUUAAGGGCUAAGCUGCAAACCAAGAGAUGGACAGCAAAAAGAAGAGGAACAGGAAGAAGAAGGGAAACCAAGGGAAGAAUACUGGUGAUGCGGUGACCAAUGCCGAUGAAGCUGUUCCUCACAGCCACAAUGAUGAUUUGGCUCCAAAAGAAAAUUAUAGUGGUGCUGAUGCAGAUGAUGCAGUGUCCAGUGUUGGAGAUGCAGUGUCCAGUGUUGGAGAGGGAACACAGUACCAGAAUCACGAGCAGACUCCGCAUGCAAAGCAGAAUGUUGCAAACGCUGAUGAAACCAUAUCGUCGUCUGUUGGUGAGGUGAUUCCAUGCGACGAGAAUCACGAACCUACCAUGACACAGGAGAAUCACAAGGCCAGUAAUACAGUCUAUGCCGAUCAGAUGAGCAUUGGGAUUUCAGAUUCUACCAUGGAACUUGGCAAGGACCGACUUUUUGAAUCAAAGCUUGAUAAAUUACACGAUACAAUAAAGCAAUUGGAAGAUGAGAAAGGUUUAUGGCUUCAAAAAGUGAACGAGAUGGAGAGCGAACUUGAAAAGUUGCAUAACAAAGUGGGUUAUCAUGCACAAAAUGAGGUCAUUUUGGAGGAAAAACUUAAUAAUCUACAGAAUGGGUACGAUAUGCUGGUUAAAAAGGAGGAAGUUUUGGAUAACAAAGUCAAGUGCGUAGAGGAUGUCAAUGGUGUCCUAACUCAUCAGGAGACUUCUCUUAAAGAAAGAUUAAGUUUGCUGGAGGAAACCAACAAAGCAUUACAGGAGCAGGUGAAGGUAUUGGAUGAAACUUCAAAAAGUACUGUUGAGGAAAAUCAGCGGUUGGUGGUAAGUGUGGAUGAAUUGGAGUCAAGAUUACAAACCCUUGAAGCAAAGAUUGCACUUACUGAAGCCUCCAUUACUAAAGAGGUUCCUGAAAAUGAGGUGAUGAAUCAAACAGAUCUGUCCGGUUCAUUUCUCCAUAAGCAGACCACUGAUUUUACGACCGUGAUCAGUAAAGGUAACGAACUUGCUGCUGAUAGAGGUCUGAACAGUUCGCUGGCAGUUACUUCGGACAAUAUCUACAGUCAUGUCAGCAACAUUCCUGUUGGUGCCUAUUCUAGUGAUCAUGCAGAUGAAACUUCGGUGUACGUUGCAGAAGCAACGAGCAGCAAUGGUGCUGGCCAGAGCCUCAUGAACGCAAAUGCAUGCCAAGGAUUUGAUGAACCAAGAACAAGUGGUGAAAUCGUGCCGGUUCCGUUGGAUGAUAUACUGAUUCAUGAAGAUGAUCCACAGACAGCUGAGGAGGUUCCAUUUACUGAUGCCCCCAUUGUUGGCGCACCCUUCCGGUUGAUCUCGUUUGUUGCUAGGUAUGUCAGUGGUGCAGACUUGGUGAACCAAAAGUAACUCUACAUCUGCCCAUCGGGCUGCUCGAGAUCUGUGUGCUGGAAAGAGGAGUCCUGUUUUUUGUUGCACUGACAUAGUUUUCAGUAAGCUUUUGGAACUUCUUCGUAACAUUAAGAUGGUGGCGAAUGUGUUGGACGGGUGCAUUGGAUUCUGCAGAGAUAUGGACGCUAUGGUGAUUUGUGGCGGUGCUUGCUGCCGAUAGAUUUUUCUUCCUCCCCUGUAAUUUUAUCAGGGGCGUGAGAAGUUAUUGUUCCGGAUUUAUACAAGAGGGCUUUGUCUGACCAUGUGAGAAGCUGUACUGGCCAGAUUUAUAUUAUAGUAACAUCUGAAAUGUUGGUAUGCCUUGUA